Leptomonas pyrrhocoris is the source of this 773-nucleotide messenger RNA. RefSeq lists its product as hypothetical. The transcript has a single exon. Bases 183 to 773 code for a protein of 196 amino acids. Lineage: Eukaryota; Euglenozoa; Kinetoplastea; Trypanosomatida; Trypanosomatidae. The record is from RefSeq and is a predicted model, not a curated record.
AGUGCGACAAUACGGCCGCCAUCUUCGUUGCAAACGGCCCUCUUUUGCACUUCUCAAACACCCGCCCUGUCACGACGCAGCUGUUGUCGAAGGCUGAGCGGCUGACGACGCAGUAGCCUGGUCUUUCACGCAUCUACUGUGCUCAACAGAGUUGGACAAAGGACAUCCACCUGGCGCCUCUCAUGGUCAGCAAAGAACGAAAACGACCAGUGGGCGUGCCCUUCACGGUGAACGGCGUGCCCUAUCGUACACGUGUGGGCUGCCAUGAAGUGAAGAGCCGCUACGGCCAUGAAGCCGUAUUGCUGCGAUUGGGUCCCAAGAGAGAGUCCUCGUCGGCCUCGCCGUCGCCGUCGCCGCCCCUUCCGCGCUCCACGGCUCUCGUGGCAGGGAAGAUGGCGAAACGGCUGAAGCGGUGUACCAUCUGCGCCGUCGACGCACGAGGCCGCUUUCUGGUGGAGGACGGCGGGGCCUACGUGAUGGGCGCCGCUCGCACCAAGGAGGAGACGGCGCGCAUCUGCAAGGCGGAGCGGGGCAUCUUUGAGGCGAAGAAGUCGCGGCAGCCUCAGCGGCACCCCCCAAAGCAGCGGAUGCCCAACGUGUACACGAAGUUUAUUGGAGUCUUUCUGGCCACCUUCGACGCCGUGAGCGUCCGUGAUGCGAGUGUGGCGUGGCGUGGCUUUUCCAAAGAGGUGAAGAGGGACUGCAACAUGGAUGUUCUGAUUCAGGCCACCAAGGACACGGGGCUCUACACUCUGAAGACGGCCCACAGGUGA